Messenger RNA from Funneliformis mosseae, 2781 nucleotides. The record is from the annotation of a GenBank genome assembly. Lineage: Eukaryota; Fungi; Glomeromycota; Glomeromycetes; Glomerales; Glomeraceae.
AUGAACGGCCAACAGGGAUUCGGCUUUGGUUUUGGGAACCAAGGUUUUCAGACCCCUGCUAAGACAACCGCACCUCAAGCAUUUGGAGCUUGGCAAAAUCCCCAAGCCCAACAACCUUCUGCAUUUGGUUUCGGUCAACAAGCUGCUCCGUCAGCUUUUGCAACUCCUGCCCAAACCCCUUUUGGAGGUUUUGGUCAAACGCAACAACAAACACCUUCUUUUGGUGGUGCAAGCGCUACACCUUUUGGGUUCGGUCAACAACCACAACCACAAGCUGGAGCUUUUGGCUUUGGCCAAAAUCAACAAUAUCAACAACUUGCUGGACCAUCUGGGUUUGGCUUUCAAUCUCAACCACAGGCAGGACCUUCAAAUGUUCAAACUUCUAGUGCGUUUGGGUUUGGAAUACCAGGUCCUUCCAACGCACCCGUUCAAGCUACUGGGACAGCAUCAUCAGCACCUGGCAUAAAUCCACGAUUGACGGGUACUCAAGAUCCAAAAUUCGAACCAUUCAAGGAUCGCGAACCUUCAGGAGUAUAUCAAAUCUUUCAGAAUCUUACGGCUAUGGAAGCAUUUCGUCCAUGGUCUCCUGAGGAAUUACGAUUAUAUGAUUACGAACUUAACCGGCGUCCUGGAGUCCAACAAACGCCAUUAGUCCGGCCAGCACAGUCCUUACCACCAAUUAUAAAUGCAUCAACGCAAGCAUUUCAAUUACCAUCACAAACGAUAGCGCAACAACCAAUGGGAUUCGGAUUCGGCCAAUCUCAAAUAGCGCAGUCACCGUUCUCGCAGCAACCACUUGCGCAGCAACCAUAUGGGCAAUCACAGUUCGCUCAGCAACCAACGGGACCGCAACAAUUUGGACAAUUUGCUCAGCAGCCAGUUGUACAACCGCAAUUGCCGUUUCAACAGCAAGCUCCGGCCACGACUCCGAUUCCGAAUCCGUAUAAUUAUCAAUAUACCGGUAAUCUUUAUUUCAGGUUGCAUGGUACGAAUAAUCCCCCACCACUUGUGUUUGAAACAAAAUUGAAGCCCAAAGUAGAUAAGGGCAAAGGCAAGGAAUUUACUUUACAACCACAACAGUACGGAAUAGUAGGAACGUCAACCACGGGUCCACCCGUUAGCGUGACAAUUGGUGACACAUCUAAAAUAUCGAAAGCGGACCAACCUGCAACGAGCACAGUUCCAACAAUUCCAUUCUCAUUAAAUAAUGCAGUUCCAACUACAACAAUUCAAAUAGUUUCUACAUCAGCUUCCGUCCCUUUAUUAAAAACACCAACGGUAGCUGACACGAAACGUCCUGUUACUAUUACAACGGGUCCAACAAUAUCAUCGAGCAUUGUACCUACUAUUACUAAAGAAAAACCAAAAGGGGGAGAUUCAGAUGACGAUUCGGAAUAUGUAGAAUUCUUUCCAGAAAAAAAAACUCGUACAACUCCACUUCCUCCUGAAGAAUACGAGAGGACCCUUACAGAAGUAGAUUUCCCUCGUAGAAAAAAGAACGAACCGGUUUAUAACGAUGGUAUUUUAACACCAAAAAAUAUCAAAGAACCAACAUGGGGAUAUAAUACAUCUUACAGAAGAACCGUUCCUAAUAUUCGUCAUGGCAAUUCAGGGAAGGAUUUACUAGAGCAACUUAAACUUAAAGAUAGAUCGGUUUCAAAGAGUCUCCCAAAUACAAUAGAGGCCAAUAAAAAGAAAGUUCCAGGAUCAGAUAUUCCUCCAGAAAGUGAUGUAGAUGCGCGACUAGUUUACGAGUUGCUUCUUAAACCUCGGCGAGACGGUCCAUACGCUUAUAGAGAGGAGUAUGAUGGAACUUGGACUCCUCUUUAUGGAGAUGGCAGGGAUGAAAAGCCAAAAUGGGAACCAAUGAAAUGGAAGCAACAAGUGUUCUAUAAUGAUUAUGUUAAGGAUAUCAAAAGAAGUAAGCUCCCAAUAACAGAAUGGAGAUAUGAAUCUCCUAGUUGGUGGGAUAAACAUCCUUAUAAACCAGUUCCCAAAGAGUUGAUAAAGGAUAUUGAUCAAUACGAUAAUUCCAAUGAAGCAUUUGUUGAAGAUAUGGUAGUUAAGAUGGGGAUUAGACCCGAUCCUCCAAAAGACCAAGUCGACGCACUGAGCAGACAAGUCAAUGUAAAACUUGUGCGUGUACAGAAAAAGCCCAUGGAAUGGACAGAAACCAUCACAGUUACCGAACCCUGUAGCUGCUGCAAUGUCAUGGUUCAAAAAUCUAAAGAGGAAAAGAUGACUUUCAAUAAACUUUUUAAUCCACUUAUUGGAGGUUUUGAGUCACAACCAACAUACCCAAAUCAACCUUGGGUUUUUGUGUAUGCGGCGCUGCCGGGAGAGUUUGAAGAUCGCACUCCAACCUAUGCAGAGUUGUUUAAUAAAUAUAAAUCAGGAAUCCCACAGCGUAAUAUGUAUAUCCUUGAUGCUCCACCCAGGAUGCCACGAGUCGAUUUCAGCAACAUUAUUAAAGGGGAAAUGGAGUUUGCCAAAAUCGUAAAGGAAGACGUUCAUAAAAUUUGUCACCAGGACAAGAAAUGUGAUUGUCCGUAUACGAAAAAAGAAUCUAAGACCAAAGAAGCUCCAGCAAUACCAAGAUCACAUUUCUAUUGCUAUGAUCGUCUUGGAAAACAGCCAAGAGAAAACAAACCAACAACCUUUCAAACGGUUCAUGGAUACCAACCCUUCAGUAAGCACAAGACUCCCGAAUCGGAGGAAAAUACACCCACCAAAAAGCAUCGGAUUCUUGUACCUCCUCAGGGUGAAGAUGACGAACUUUAA